AUGGCAGACGAACAGUGUGCCAAUCCAUUACUCCUUGGCUGGGUCAAAGAAUGGCUGGAUACAGCAAGAGAACGCAAUUCGAAAGGGUUUACAGUCUAUAGAAAGGCCUACGACUCCUUGAAGUCAUGUCCACUCCCAUUUCAGCAUCCUGCAGAGGCACAACAAUUACACGGCUUCGGACCCAAACUCUGCGAGCGACUGACGGAUAAACUGAAAGACCAUUGCCAGACAAAUGGACUUGCCAUGCCUGACCUGCCCCGAAAGGUUAAUGAAGGGAAAUCCAACGCCGAUGAUGGCACUGCUCCCACGAAGCCGGCCAGGAAAAAGAAGGCCUACGUACCAACUUUACGAUCCGGACCCUACGCGCUGAUCCUCGCGCUGUCCACCAUCCCAGAGAGUGCGCCCUCCGGAAUUACGAAGCAGCAAACAAUUGAGCUGGCUCAACCGUACUGCGACUCUUCAUUCACUGCGUCUAGUGACCCGACCAAGUUCUACACAGCGUGGAAUUCGAUGAAGACGCUCCUGGAAAAGGACCUCGUUGCCGAGAAGGGUCGACCGUUGAGGAAAUACUGUCUCACGGACGAAGGAUACGAAGUCGCCUCACGAAUCAAGGCAUCACAGCCGACUGCGGAUCCCAAACAGAGUACGCUCGAUGCCCCUGUAGUGCCGCCGAAAUCUCGACAACGUGCUCCAGCUGGACCAACACUAGGUGUAGCGGACGAUGAUGGGUUCAUGGCCCUUAAUUCGAGUCCCCCCCCUCCUUCACGAUCAGAACCGCAGUAUGAUAAUGGAAUGGAUGGUAUACAAAAUGAUAUUGUACCAUUCGGAGACGCGCUAGCAGACGAAAUCGCCCUUCCCACAUUCUCACCCAUCACCAUCCCAUCCUCAGUAUUCACGCUAGAACUAGUCCUCGACGUCCGAGAAGUCCGCGCCAAGGAAGACAGAGACUACAUGCGCGUCGAGCUCACCAAGAAGGGCGUCACCCCCAUCAUGCGAAGUCUCGACCUCGGCGACGCCCUCUGGGUCGCAAAAUGCAAAGACCCGCACUACCUCCAGCGCCACGGCCUCGAGGGCGACGAAAUCAUGCUCGACUGGAUCAUCGAGCGUAAGCGCCUCGACGACCUUGUCGGCAGCAUCAAAGACGGGCGCUUCCACGAGCAGAAAUUCCGACUCCGGAAAUCGGGGGUCAAGAACGUCAUAUACAUCAUCGAGGAGAUCUCCAUGAACGCGGACCACUUCCAGAAGUACGAGGAGGCGGUGGAAUCCGCCAUCGCGUCGUCGCAGGUCGUGAAUGGGUAUUUCAUCAAGAAGACACAGAAGAUGGAUGAUACGAUUCGCUAUCUCACGCGCAUGACCGUGAUGCUGAAGGGGCUGUACGAGUCUAAGCCUCUGAAAGUGAUACCAACCCGCGUCCUCACGACGCAAAACCACCUCCCCCUCCUAACCCAACUAUCCGAAGAACACCCCGGCGUGACGCACAACAUCACGUACCAAGCAUUCGCCUCUCUCGCCUCUAAAUCCGAGACCCUCACCCUCCGCGACGUCUUCUUGAAGAUGCUGAUGUGCACGCGCGGCGUGACGGGUGAUAAAGCCCUCGAGAUCCAGCGGAGGUGGAAGACGCCGCGGGAGUUUGUAAGGGCGUUUGAGGAGUGUGGGGGGGGGGAGGAGGGGAAGAAGAGGAAGUUGGAGAUGGUGAGUGGGCGGAUGAAUGGGUUGGUGGGGAGGAAGAAGGUGGCGAGGGCGUUGAGUGCGAGGAUUGCGGAUGUGUGGGCGGAUGCGUGA
Messenger RNA from Pseudogymnoascus destructans, 1782 nucleotides. It is a transcript of the gene MUS81, whose product is annotated as Crossover junction endonuclease mus81. NCBI's taxonomy places the organism in Eukaryota, Fungi, Ascomycota, Leotiomycetes, Thelebolales, Thelebolaceae. Gene Ontology annotation, cellular component: nucleus; Holliday junction resolvase complex. Gene Ontology annotation, molecular function: DNA binding; crossover junction DNA endonuclease activity; 3'-flap endonuclease activity. The record is from RefSeq and is a predicted model, not a curated record. Bases 1 to 1782 code for a protein of 593 amino acids. The transcript has a single exon. Gene Ontology annotation, biological process: mitotic intra-S DNA damage checkpoint signaling; resolution of meiotic recombination intermediates; DNA catabolic process.